UUGCGAACUUCCCAGUCCCCCGUAUUUUCUAACUUCGAGAUAUUUUAAACGCUUUCGCUUAUCCUCUUUAUCUAUCCGUGAACUCGCCGUCUCCUCUGUCAUUCUCCUAGAUCUCCGCCGCCUCCGCCGUCGCUGGCGUCGCCGGCGUCUGCUCCUCCUCCUCCACUCUUCCGAUCAAUUGGAAGUCGGCCAUCGAAUACGGCAUAGUAUGCAGGCAUUAGCAUCGCUCCCUUCCUCCGCACAGCUCCAUCAGCUCCCUGCCCUCGACUCGUUGAGGGCGGCGCCGGCGGUGACAACAAGGAGGCGAUGCCCUAACCUCAAACUCAACCGACAGUUUCCUUUCUCUCUCCAUACCAUUCAUUGUCAGAAGCAUCCCGAUCAAGGAGUGAACGGAGGUGACACAGACGACAUGUUCGAUGAUUUGUUCAAGAAGUAUGGAAAGGUGGUAUAUAGAAGCACCGACCAAAAGCGCCCAAUUUCGGAGGCUGAUGAUGAUGCUGAAAGCUUGUCCUUUGCUGUGACUCUAGCUAAGGUUGCCAAUGAUGUAAAAGCUGCUGAUAUUCGUGUUCUCUUCGUGAAGCCGCUGGUCUAUUGGACUCGAUUCUUUAUCAUUGUUACAGCAUUUUCUUGUCCACAAAUUGACGCAAUUGGGUCAAGGAUACGAGACACGGCUGAGAAGCAAUUUGACAAAAUUGCCUCUGGUGAUACGAAGCCCAACUCGUGGACUUUACUAGACUUUGGUGAUGUAGUAGUUCACAUAUUUCUUCCCCAGCAGCGAGCUUUCUACAACUUGGAAGAGUUUUAUGGAAAUGCCACAUCUAUCGAACUGCCUUUCGACAACCAAUCCCCAUUCCGAAACUGAUGCAUUUUCCAUCUCUUACAGAUGACUAUCUAGUAGUCUUUGAAUCCAUUGAGUUUAGCUGAAAAUUUUCAACAUUGGGAUAUGCUUUAGUCUCCUCCAGAAGAGACUCAUUUUAGCAUUGUGAAUCUCAUGAGUUAUAGAACAAUUCAUCACUCCAUGUGUUUCGUUAAAUUAACAUGCUUGCCAGUUUGCCAUCAAA
Messenger RNA from Zingiber officinale, 1061 nucleotides. RefSeq names its product protein Iojap, chloroplastic-like. Lineage: Eukaryota; Viridiplantae; Streptophyta; Magnoliopsida; Zingiberales; Zingiberaceae. The transcript is spliced from 5 exons. The record is from RefSeq and is a predicted model, not a curated record. Gene Ontology annotation, biological process: negative regulation of translation; negative regulation of ribosome biogenesis. The coding region runs from base 209 to 862 and encodes 217 amino acids. Gene Ontology annotation, molecular function: ribosomal large subunit binding.